Notodromas monacha is the source of this 1700-nucleotide messenger RNA. The record is from the annotation of a GenBank genome assembly. Lineage: Eukaryota; Metazoa; Arthropoda; Ostracoda; Podocopida; Cyprididae.
CCUCAAGCAUGACAGCAAAGGUUUCCAAAAAAAUUUCGUGGGAAUGUUGAAAUUAUGGCAAUAUUAAUGUCACUUUUUACUGAAUUAACAAGUCUUGAGUUGUUGCUUUGACUUCAAUUUCAAGCAAUGGUUUAAUUUCAGGGUCGAAAACAAGAAAAAAAUAGGGCUUGUUCCGCGGAACGCUCUCCUGACUUGGGAGAGAAGCCCUGGAAGUGCAGUGAUUUUUCCUUCAACUGAAUGCCACCCAGUAGUGAGUCGCACGUUUCAAAGCAGCACUUGGCAGCUUUGAACUGAGCUCAUCAUGGCUCAAAAUCCAGGACACACUGGGACUGAGAGGAAACAAGGGAAAAAACUAUGGGUAUUCGGAUACGGCUCUUUAUGCUGGUACCCUGGAUUCCCGUAUGAAAAGGAAAUUUCUGGCUGCAUCAAGGGUUUCUCUCGACGAUUUUGGCAAGGAAACACGGCCCACCGAGGUCGCCCAGGAAAGCCGGGACGAGUGGUCACACUAGUCAAGGAGCCAGAAGGCGUAACAUGGGGCAAAGCAUACGAGUUGCGAGACGAAAUCGCCUAUGAAUACUUGGAGCAGCGUGAAGGCACAUUGGGUGGCUACACACAUGCAAUGACUUGGUUCUGGCCCAUGAACAACAGCGACACGACAGAACAGAUCCAAGUCAUGGUGUACAUGGCAACACCCGACAGCCCCCACUGGCUCGGACCAACUGACCUAUCAGCCCUAGCUGGACAAGUGGCCACCAGUCAUGGUGCAGCUGGCCACAACGCCGAGUACGUUUUGCGCCUCGCAGACUUCAUGCGCACCACUUUCCCAGCCAUGAAAGAUGACCACUUGUUUGACCUGGAGAAGCUUGUACUUGAAGAGCUGAACCGAGUGAAUUUGUCCAUAGACAAAGUGAUGAACAUGAGGCACAAGGUUGACCCUGCUGCACUAGCACUACAAGCAGCACUAGAGCACAGGGGAAGUGUGGGACAGCAGAGUUUUGAUUCGUUGAAACUCGAUUUUCAGACAGGGGUUACCAGUGGGACUGGAAUGCGGUGCCUAGGUCUGUGAUUCACGAUUUGGAUUUUUUUUCCGAUUUGCAACAGCUUCCAUUUUACAUGGGUUGAAAAUUUUCUUUCUCCCACCUCUCCACGCCCUUCCAUCACACUAAAUUUGAAAAACUUUGCAAACAACCAAAAUAAAGUAGAAAAUAUGCACAUUUGAGAGAGCUUGAUAGGCAACAAUACAGGAUUGGUCAAAAAUUAAAAAACCCGUCUCCCUGAAAAAAAAAAAAUCAGCUCAUCAUUGAAACAUUUCACGCUGGCCCCAGAAAAGCAAUGGCUACGGCGAGAUGCACGAAUUUACUGACAUAUUAGGCUUUAAACUUUCUUUUGUGUUAGAUUGCGGAAAAAUUAUUUCAAUGAUGGAAUUGACUUGCUGUGAAUACUCACGUCACACUUUUACAAAAACAAUACAAUCUUCCUAAUGCUAAUUACGCAUGGCUUCACCGAUUCUCUGCCAAAUGUGUCUUCUGAGCGUGAAAUACAAAACCAAACGUCGCCUUAGAAAUCAUACCGACGUUCUUCCCCUACUGCCGUCCCAGAGCAGGUUGUGAUUUUCCCCAAAUUUGUUCAGUGUAUUCUGUGUUGAGUCGAUUUUUUGUGGAUUCUAAAUUAUAUUUUGAUGGCUGAAAAGCACUUCCAGA